Molecule: messenger RNA, 1752 nt
Organism: Trypanosoma rangeli
Lineage: Eukaryota; Euglenozoa; Kinetoplastea; Trypanosomatida; Trypanosomatidae
Exons: 1
Coding region: 1-1752 (583 amino acids)
Source: RefSeq, a predicted model, not a curated record
AUGCCCUUCUGCAACGUUACACCCUUUGAGGCGUCCCGCCUGCGGGAUGCGGCAACGGGGGAGGGGGAGGAAAAGGGUGCUGUCAUGGUGGAGCACGCCGUCCUGCUUGCCGAGAAUAUAAUGGGGCGGUACGCGGAGGCGCGGUACGCCGACUGCGACUCCGCCGGCACCGAUGAGUCCCCCACGUCUUCCUCGCCGUCGUGGUUUGACGCAGUAAGGGCGGAUGCGGCGCGGACGGUGAGGGAGUUUCCGUACCCGUCUCUGUUUCUCCAUCCUCUUCCGUUAAACAUGCGCGAGCAUCCGGACGCCCCGCCGCCGUUUCUGCUGGCACAGCCGACAGUAGCAGCGGACGGUGACGCUGACAACGGCGACGUGGGAGGGGCGCCGCGAGGAGGCCACCGGGCGAUGCUCGUGCUCAAUGGCGGGGCGCCUGCAGUGGUGACGGUGCUGCAGGGCGAAUGUGGUCUCGCCGUCGUUGCCCCUCGCAUUGGGUCCACGGACUCGCAAGGCGUGUACCUGCUGAGCCCCGACGCCACUUCCUGCACCAUCGUGGCGUGCCGGGUUGGCCUGCACCCGCAGUUGCGCCAGAAGGUCAUGGCGGCCGCGGGGGAAGCGACGGAGUCUGGUGACGGUGCGUUUGCUUGGCGGUGCUGCAAGACGUUUACGGCGGCCAUGGGACACUUUGACAGCGCACGAGGCGUUGCCGAAGCGUUGUACGAGAUGCUCUGGGAGACCGCGUUGCCUGCGUGGUUCCAUGCGGCCCUGCACAACGGUGGAGGGACGGGCGGUGGUGGUGUGGUGGGCGCGGCGGCGGACCUCGUUGAGCGAUUGCACCGCCUUUCUCAGACAGCAGCGGCAACGGACGCCGCACCUGCCGGCCUGGACGCUCCCGUACUGGUGGCGGAGUGGUUUGUGGUGGGGGGGGUGCGCAGCCGGAAGCACACGCUGCCCAUUCUUGCCACCGUACUGGGUGCGUUGCUUGCCGCGGAGGAGACGGAUGGCGGUGGCGCAGUCCUUCCCCGUGGAGGGCGCUGCAUUCUAAGGCCGUCGUUCAGACUGUCGGAUGUGCUUGGCGGGGAGAGCAAAGAGGGGGUGGGCGCAACUUCGGUGCGGCUUGCACAUCGUCUUCGCGAGGACGGCGUCUGCUUCUGGAGCCUCAUCACGGUGCUACGGCCCUGGGCAGGGGGGCGCGCCGGCGACCUGUACUCCUGUCCUGCCAGCUGGGGGCUUCUCGUAGACGUGGGGGGCGGCGGCUGUUGGCCCGCCACGGUGCAGCCUGGGACCCGCUGCUACCCGCUCGCGGCGCUUCGCCAUGCGUUGGUGCGGUCGGGCUUCCACUGGACGUGCCCGCUGCAGCGGGAGGGGACGUUGCGCGUGCGUCGGGUGGCUGCCACGGCACGGGCGACGACGUACUUUGGCCUGAAGCUGACUCCCCCGGCAGAGAGCGCCUGCAAUGUCUCCCUCGCGACGUAUGUAGCGCUGUUCUUGCACCGGAGGGAGGAUGCGGAAGCGGCGGAAGCGGAGUGUGCGGCCGCCCCCCUGCCCGUUUUGGUGCGUCGUGGCAAGUGGGAGAGGCUAGAGAACGUUGGCGUGCUCGACGACGUGCCCGACAGCGUCUUUCUCCUGUGCUCAACGACACCGCACUGCGAGCCCCCAGACUUCGCCGCGAUAGGGCGGCAGCGUCUCAGUGUCAUGAGUGAGUUUAGCGUGGCUGAUGUGUUUGUGGAGGACGCUGUCGGUAUUCUUGCGUGA